AUGACGAAUAGUGGAAAAGCUUUAAAACAUAAAGAUCUGCCAAGAAAUGGCAAACCAAACUUUGUCUUCAUUAUCACGGACGACCAGGAUUUGCAUCUUGGCUCUCUCGAUUACAUGCCUUUAGUGAAAAAACAUCUUGGAAAGCAAGGUACUUUCUACAAGCAACACUACUGCACCAUCUCCAUUUGCUGUCCGUCAAGAGUCAGCCUACUCACUGGCAAAGCUGCUCACAAUACAAAUGUGACCGACGUAAGCCCACCAUAUGGCGGAUAUACCAAGUUCAUAUCGCAAGGUCUGAACGACAAGUAUCUUCCUGUGUGGUUACAAGAAGCUGGAUACGACACCUACUACACCGGAAAACUUAUGAAUGGCCACUCAAUCUCGACUUGGAACAAACCGCUGCCCGCCGGCUGGAACGGUACCAAGUUCCUUGUCGAUCCUGGUACCUAUAUUUAUUUCAACGCGACCUUUCAGGAGAAUCAGUCGCCCCCAGCGCCAGCUCCAGGCCAAUACAACACUGACUUGGUAAAAGCGAAAGGGUUGUCUUUCAUUGACACUGUCGCCAAAAGCGAUAACCCCUUUUUUAUUGGCAUUGCACCAAUUGGACCGCACGCCGAGUUCACUGGAUCUGGUCCUUUCACGAAGCCGGUCGGCGCUACCCGGCAUCAAGAGCUUUUUCUGAAAGCCAAAGCCCCGAGGACGAGCAAUUGGAAUCCGGAUGAGCCAAGUGGAGCCAGCUGGAUCUCGAAGUUAGAGAAGCUAAAUGACACAGUCAUCGACUUCCACGAUGAAUGGCACGUCGGUCGUCUCCAGUCCUUGCAAUCUGUUGACGAGCUCGUUGAUGAAGUAUUCAAGCGCCUUGAGCACUACAAUCUACUGGACAACACCUACGUCAUUUUCACAUCCGACAAUGGAUACCAUAUCGGCCAGCAUAGGCUCCAACCCGGAAAGACAUGCGCGUUCGAAGAAGAUAUCAACGUGCCGUUCUAUCUCCGCGGGCCAAACGUGCCCAAAGGCCAGACUGUUGAUGUGGUCACCACGCACACAGAUAUCGUACCGACGCUCUUUCAGUUGGCAGGUAUCGAGCAACGCAGCGACUUUGAUGGACAGCCGAUUCCGGUGACGAGCAAUGCGAUUGCCCAGCAAGUAAAGAACAAGAAGCGCGACCAUGUCAAUGUCGAGUUUUGGGGCGAGGGUAUCGACGAAGGCAAAUACGGUCUCGACGCACCGAACAACACCUACAAGGCAGUCCGCAUCAUCGGUGAGCGAUACAAUAUUUUGUACACAGUGUGGUGCACCAACGAGCACGAAUUGUACGACAUGACUAGAGAUCCGGGCCAACUCAACAACCUUGCCAUCCCCUCCAAAUGGCGCACCCUCAUCCUCAACCAGCCCAUCUCCAAGCUCCAAGCCCGUCUCGACGCCCUCCUUCUGGUCCUCAAGACCUGCAAAGCUUCCUCCUGCACGGACCCCUGGUCUGUGAUCCACCCCAAGGGCGAUGUUGUGAACCUGGAAGACGCGCUGGCGCCCAAGUACGACGAGUUUUACGCGAAGCAGCCGAAAGUGUCAUUCUCGAAAUGUGAACUGGGGCAGAUUCUGAGCUCAGAGGGGCCGUUGAAGGGGAACUCGUAUCACGGGGGUGAGCUGUGGCCGCACUGGGUUUAG
This is a messenger RNA of Paraphaeosphaeria sporulosa, 1665 nucleotides long. Its product is annotated as Arylsulphatase. Lineage: Eukaryota; Fungi; Ascomycota; Dothideomycetes; Pleosporales; Didymosphaeriaceae. The coding region runs from base 1 to 1665 and encodes 554 amino acids. The record is from RefSeq and is a predicted model, not a curated record. The transcript is spliced from 7 exons. Gene Ontology annotation, molecular function: N-acetylglucosamine-6-sulfatase activity; arylsulfatase activity; glycosaminoglycan binding. Gene Ontology annotation, biological process: phenol-containing compound metabolic process.